Messenger RNA from Phoenix dactylifera (date palm), 1113 nucleotides. Its product is annotated as large ribosomal subunit protein bL28m-like. Gene Ontology annotation, molecular function: structural constituent of ribosome. Gene Ontology annotation, cellular component: mitochondrial large ribosomal subunit. Lineage: Eukaryota; Viridiplantae; Streptophyta; Magnoliopsida; Arecales; Arecaceae. The record is from RefSeq and is a predicted model, not a curated record.
AGCACCCCCACGACACCCCCCCAGCCCCCAAAACCUCUUUGUUCUCUUCUCCGUCCUCCCCGCCGCCGCCUCCCCGUCCGCGGCGUGGUGGAGAUUUCGAGGGCGCCGGACAUGGCUUUCAGAGCACAGGAGAUCUACAAAAAGAUCGUUCGGAAGGUGGGAAAGGAUUCGGUACCGGCGGAGAUGCUGGAGUCGGUGAGGAAGUGCCUCCCCAACAACAAGCUCGUCAUGGGGAGGGCCAAGCGCGGCAUCUACGCUGGCCGCCACAUCCAGUUCGGGAACAAGGUCAGCGAGGACGGCGGCAACAAGUCAAGACGGACAUGGAAACCUAAUGUACAAACAAGGCGCCUGUUCAGUUAUAUCCAUGACCGACACAUCCGGGUCAAGGUUACAACACAUGCUCUCAGGUGCAUUGACAAAGCUGGUGGCAUAGAUGAGUACCUUCUGAAGACACCCUACCAUAAAAUGGAGACAGAGAUGGGUUUGUUUUGGAAGACCAAGGUCGAGAAAAUGUAUGAGCAGCUUGGGAAUAUGGAAGUGGGUUUCUUCUCUCCUGAAGAGGAAGCCAAGAUUGAAAAGGGCUUUGAAGAGCUCAAGAUUGCCAAGAGGGAGGCUCGAAGGGAAGCAAGAAGAACUCUGGCAAAGCAAAGGCAGAUAGAAGAAGGAAGAGCCAAUGCUGAUGAGACAAUAGAACCAGAGCAGAUUGAGGGAAGAAUGACCGAUGAUGUGGCGGAAGCUGGGCAAGAGACUCCUAAACUGUCAUGAUUGCAGAAUAGACUUGAAGAUGGAAAGCAGGUCAUGAGGAGAGGAUCAAUGAAUGCCAUCACAAGCAGAGGGGCCUGACCAAGGAAGAUGUUUUUUUUAUUAACCAAAUGGCUUAAGUAGUUCCAGUCUUUUAACUGCAUGGAAGGAUGUUUUUGAUCUGUUGUUUGUAACUGGGCAUGAUGUUUGGCCCAUAAGUUUUGAAUUAAUACCAUGCAUAUUGGAACUGUUAGUUGCAUACCAGAUUGAUAAAUUGUACAGCUUUUUCUUUGUUUAGGUGAAUGACGUUUCAUGGUUCAUGCAAGUUUAGCCAUCAUAAUUUACAUUUAGUUAAUUUCGUUUAUUGGGGAA